CAUCAAAGAUGAUCUCUAGACAACUCAUAUUCAAAAGGUCAUUCACCUCUACAUUUCUAAGGAGAAAUGCCUUUUCACCACCAGACAAUGUGCCUGGCACAGAGAUGAACGAAGCGUGGUUAGAACAACUAGGAAACUCAACAGAUGAAGAAGCUAAACAAUCAUCAUUAGAAGAAUUACCGUUUCUUCGACGCAAAACUGCAGAUUUUGACCCUGAAGUUGUGGGAGAUCAUCAUCGUACUAAAUUCAGAUAUGACGGAUCUGAUGAAUAUGGGUAUAUGAAUAUAAAAAUCCCGGUAUCCAGUUAUAUUACAAGAUCUUCACCUUUUUCAAAUUUAAGUGCAAAAUCAAGACCAAAAUCUGAAAGUAAUACAAAUCAAACAUUCUCGGAUCUAAGAAUAAUCAGAUUGAAAUCUGGUAAAGGUGGCGAUGGUGCUGUCUCAUUUUUAAGAGAUGCUAAUAGAACUAAAGGUCCAGCAGAUGGUGGUGAUGGUGGUGAUGGUGGAUCCAUUUAUGUUCGUGCUGUGGAGGGUAUGAAUUCAUUGGGGAAACUGAAGCAAAGUUAUGUUGCUGGACAUGGAGGUAAUGGUAAGAAAGGACAAUUGGAUGGGUCUACAGGUAGGGAUAUCGUGUUGACUGUCCCAGUGGGGACUAUUAUUAAGUGGAUUCCCGAUGUUCAAAUUUUAAAAGAUGCUGAGGAAAGAGGUGAGAAGGAUUUGGAAAUUUCUACAAAGUGUCGUGGGAAUUUUUCUGCUGAUAUUGAACCUACUUUUAUCCAGUUAUUCAGAGAAUGUUGGAAAAGAGGAGAAGGUUGGAUUUUCAAAGAUAAAGAUGAAGAAUGGCAUCAAGACAAAAGUUUCUUCAGAAAAUUGAGAAGAAGAGUUAGUAACUAUGAUUUCUUUGUCAUUAGUAAAGAAAGAAAUCAAGAUUUGUUCCCAUUGCAUGGUAUUGAUCUGAAAACUCCGUCAAAGAAGCCAGUGUUGUUAUUAAAAGGAGGUAAAGGUGGAUUGGGUAAUAUGCAUUUCUUAACAAAUGAAAUCAGAAACCCAAGAUUCAGUAAAUCUGGUAGAAGUGGGAUUGAGGAAAACUUUGUCUUUGAGUUGAAAUUGAUUGCAGAUUUAGGGUUGGUUGGUUUACCAAAUGCUGGAAAGUCAACAUUGUUAAGAGCUAUCUCAAAUGCAAGACCAAGAGUUGGCCAUUGGGAAUUCACAACUUUACAACCUACGAUCGGUACAAUCUCAUUAGGAAUGGAUAAACCAGCAUUCACAGUCGCAGAUAUUCCAGGUAUUAUCAAAGGUGCUAAAGAUAAUAAAGGUAUGGGAUUAGAUUUCUUACGCCAUGUUGAAAGAUCCGGAGGGCUAGUCUUUGUUAUCAGUCUAGAGCAUGAAAACCCUAUAAAUUCAUUAGAAAUUUUAUUAGAAGAAAUGGGCAAGAGAAUUGAAGGAAAAAAUGUUUUGAUUGUCGCAACUAAAGCUGACUUGAAGAAUUCUUUAGCUAAAUUCAAGAAGUUGAAAGCAUAUGUUGAAGAAAGAAAUUGGAAGAUUGUUCCAUGUUGUGCAGAAAAGGAGGAGAAUAUUGAACAGGUCAUCUUAAUGAUGGGUGAGUGUGCAAAGAAAUUGUGAUUUGAAAUAAGUGGCAUAAAAUGUAUAUAGAAUAGGUUAACGAAAAGUUCAUGAUUAU
This is a messenger RNA of Hansenula anomala, 1680 nucleotides long. RefSeq names its product putative GTPase MTG2 (gene MTG2). The record is from RefSeq and is a predicted model, not a curated record. The transcript has a single exon. NCBI's taxonomy places the organism in Eukaryota, Fungi, Ascomycota, Saccharomycetes, Phaffomycetales, Wickerhamomycetaceae. Gene Ontology annotation, cellular component: mitochondrion. The coding region runs from base 9 to 1622 and encodes 537 amino acids. Gene Ontology annotation, molecular function: GTPase activity; GTP binding.